UCGAAUCUUAAUUAUGAUAUAUUUUUACUUGUAUAAGAUAACAAUAAAUCUUUGUAAUGGAACAAUAUUGAGGGAAGUACGAAUUUAUCAACGUAUAUCAUUAUCUUUUCACGAUUAUUGCCUGUAUGUAAUUUAAUAUUCUAACACGAUCCGAUUCAUUUCCCUAUUAAACAAAGAAGGCUGAAAACAGUGAAUUAUUAUUCAACAAUUCACUGUUCUGACGUCACAAUUAUUACGUCAUAGCGUCAAACGGUAUAACGGCGCGCUGGAAAAGAAACCUAUUGAAAACGGGCAAAUAUUCAAUGAAUGCCGUCAAGGAUGUAUAUACUUUAAAGACCUUGGUAACGUGUUAGAAUGGAAAUAAUAUAUCUCUUUUAGUGAUUUGCUCUUGAAUAAAACAUCUCCGCAUAGUUCAGUUAAGACACAUAUUUUCACAAGUAACUGUCGAUAAAAUAUUUUUUCUUGACCACAAAGAAAAAAUUACAUUAAUGAUUUGUUGUGCACAAGUUUAGAUCUAAUGUGUUUAAUGUACUUCGAAAGACCGAGCAAUACAGAUCGUAUAUUGCCAAGAAGCACUCGGGAAUAUGGAGUUGUGAUUCUUGAAAAGUAAUUAGUGUGACAUCAUGGUGCUAUAAACAUUAUAACUACACAUGUAAAGAUAUUUGUCAUGCUCUGUCCAGAGACCGUUGUGAAAAUGGUGGAACAUGCGUUCCGAAGGGUGCAAGUUUCACAUGUUCGUGCAUGCCAGGGUUUGAAGGCGAGAUAUGUCAAGUCAAUAUUGACGACUGCACACCAAACCCGUGCAACGCAUCGACAAGUAUCCGUUGUAUAGAUGGCACAAAUGAUUUUUCUUGCAACUGUAAACCCGGAUACACAGGCAAAACUUGCAAUAUAGAUAUCGACGAGUGUACAAGUUCACCCUGUGAGCACGGAAGUACCUGCGUGGAUCAUGUUAACGGAUACACAUGUGCCUGUGCGCCGGGUUAUACUGGAGUUCUCUGUGAAAUAGAGAUCGACGAAUGCGCGAGUUCUCCGUGCAAGAAUGGUGCCACGUGCAAGGAUAUGAUAAAUCGAUUUACUUGUCAAUGUCCUCCACGAAUAUAUGGCGUUCUAUGCGAUACAAAUAUUUGCCAUCCGACUCCGGCAGAUGUCGUCUUUGUAUUGGAUUCAUCAGUUAGCAUGACAGAGAAAGAAUUUAAGAAACAACUGGAAUUUAUUGCUAAUUUUAGCAGUAAAGUUCCCAUCGGACCACGUGACUUCCAAAUAAGCAUGGUGACUUUUUCCUUCCAUGCUCAUGUUGAGUUCUAUCUAAACCAGUACACAGACAAUUCUUCACUUAUUGACGCUGUAAUGAAUAUCACAUACAAACCAGGUUCAACUCGUACUGAUGAAGGUCUCAAAGCGGCCAAGGCAGUUUUCAGUAUGGGUCAUGGUAUUGAAAGGCGGAUAAAACAACACACAGGCUGAUAGGUUUGUGUAUAUCAUUACUGACGGCAUGUCAACAUACAGAAUGAAAACCAAGGAAGCCGCCAGAUCUUUGAAAAAGGUCGUAGAUUCAAUCGCUGUCAUUGGUAUCGGAAAUGAAGUUUCUCAUCAAGAACUUAUGGAUAUGGCUACAGACCCAUCAUUUGGGUAUUCCAUAAAGAACUUUAAUUCUUUGUACACCGUUCUCAAACGCCUGGUUCAUUUUGACUGCGAUAAAUGUGAAAACAGCGCAGAAUCUGACGUAGCUAUUUUCUUAGAUUCUUCAGUAACAGUCCAACAGUACAGCGCAAGCAUUGACGCAGUUAUUCACAUCAUUGACGUCAUGAAGCGGUUUGGUGUCA
Messenger RNA from Mercenaria mercenaria, 1826 nucleotides. Its product is annotated as fibropellin-3-like. Gene Ontology annotation, molecular function: calcium ion binding; Notch binding. The record is from RefSeq and is a predicted model, not a curated record. The transcript has 9 exons. NCBI's taxonomy places the organism in Eukaryota, Metazoa, Mollusca, Bivalvia, Venerida, Veneridae. Gene Ontology annotation, biological process: Notch signaling pathway. Bases 742 to 1467 code for a protein of 241 amino acids.